UUGCUUGUUUUGUUAACAGGAUGGCAGUAAAGUCUUUACAGCCUCCUGUGACAAAACUGCCAAGAUGUGGGAUCUGAACAGCAAUCAGACCAUUCAGAUAGCACAACAUGAAGGCCCAAUCAGGACAAUUCACUGGAUUAAAGCACCAAACUACAGCUGUGUUAUGACUGGCAGCUGGGACAAAACACUGAAGUUUUGGGAUACACGUUCCCCAAACCCCAUGAUGUCCCUGCAGAUGCCAGAGAGGUGUUACUGUGCAGAUGUGGUAUAUCCUAUGGCCGUUGUAGCCACUGCAGAACGUGGUCUUAUUGUUUACCAGUUGGAAAAUCAGCCUUCAGAGUUUCGACGUAUAGAGUCACCUCUGAAGCAUCAGCACCGCUGUGUGGCUAUCUUUAAGGACAAGCAGAGUAAACCUACUGGUUUUGCACUGGGCAGCAUCGAGGGACGAGUUGCCAUUCAUUACAUAAACCCACCUAACCCAGCCAAGGACAAUUUCACCUUUAAGUGCCACAGGUCCAACGGAACCAAUACUGCCACACCCCAAGAUAUUUAUGCUGUGAACGCUAUCUCCUUUCACCCUGUCCAUGGCACUCUGGCGACUGUAGGCUCUGAUGGGCGCUUUAGUUUCUGGGAUAAAGAUGCCCGCACUAAGCUGAAGACCUCUGAACAAUUAGAUCAACCAAUAACAGCUUGUUGCUUCAAUAACAAUGGGAACAUUUUUGCCUAUGCUUCCAGCUAUGACUGGUCUAAGGGACAUGAAUAUUACAAUCCCCAGAAAAAGAAUUACAUCUUCUUGAGGAAUGCAGCUGAGGAACUGAAGCCUCGGAACAAGAAAUGAUUCGUCAAGCUUCGCAUCACAUCUCGGAAGACCUGCGUUUGUGUGUAAAUAUGGGAGAGAGACCUCAAUUUGCUAACACCCGGACCAAUGGCAUGGCAAUGCAUAAUUUUUAUGGACGAAUCAGAAGGUGGUCAACUGCUCAUAAGCAAUGAUGUGAGCAGUGGCUUUUGAUAUGAGUAAGGAAGCCAUGCUUCAGUAUUUCUGGUGUAACUGGUGUACCUUUUUCUUUCUUCUUGAAGUUCAUCGUUACUUGCAGCUGUUUUGUUUCUUGAUACUGCCUUACAAAGGAAAUGCAUUUUCACCUUUACUUUUCUUUAUGCUUGGUGUAUAAUCAAAUUGUGUAACCAAUAAUAAAUCUGUCUCAAGCUUUCUCUGCAUUUUGACA
Sinocyclocheilus rhinocerous is the source of this 1223-nucleotide messenger RNA. Its product is annotated as mRNA export factor-like. The record is from RefSeq and is a predicted model, not a curated record. The transcript has 9 exons. Bases 65 to 838 code for a protein of 257 amino acids. Gene Ontology annotation, molecular function: protein binding. Lineage: Eukaryota; Metazoa; Chordata; Actinopteri; Cypriniformes; Cyprinidae.